Molecule: messenger RNA, 266 nt
Organism: Symbiodinium sp. CCMP2456
Lineage: Eukaryota; Dinophyceae; Suessiales; Symbiodiniaceae
Source: the annotation of a GenBank genome assembly
GAGCCGGCCGAGCUCGUGCCCAUCGACGUGCCACCAUCCCAGGGUGUGGGCCAGGCAAUGAAGAUCCGACCGUUGUGGCAGGUGAAGCUUCCCAAGGCGGUCAAGGCAUGGCCUGUUUAUGCGGCGCCUUCACGCGAGUCGCAGGGACGGCGGGCCAUGAAGGAUGGAGAAGUUGUCGAACAAGUUGCUCUCGACCCAUCGGGUGCCGGGUGGGUGCAACACCAGGCUGGAUGGAGCCCAUGUCGGAUGGUUGUCGUCGGGCAUGA